Messenger RNA from Aplosporella prunicola CBS 121167, 2679 nucleotides. RefSeq lists its product as uncharacterized. NCBI's taxonomy places the organism in Eukaryota, Fungi, Ascomycota, Dothideomycetes, Botryosphaeriales, Aplosporellaceae. The coding region runs from base 150 to 2624 and encodes 824 amino acids. The record is from RefSeq and is a predicted model, not a curated record. The transcript has 2 exons.
AGCAAAAGCAUACCUAUCAUGUACAGGUAAUACCAGACUUUAUUCAACACGCGCGCACAUCUGCAUUCCGGAAUCCGCACAAAUCCAUCCCAUCAUCACGUCCGCCGUCGGAUAUACACACAGCUCGCUCGUUGGAGUGGUUUGACCCAAUGGACGGGAACGCUUCACAAAGGCCAGGCUCUGUCAUGUCGGGCCUUAGCUCCCUUUCCGACGACACGGACGAGUUCGGGCGCAUGCUCAUCCAGCAAGCGCGAGAUGAGCAACACAAGCAGGGCGCGCUGCGCGGAAGCGUCCAGCCCUUUCGCAAGGCGAGAACGCACCCGCGCGUAGGAUUGACACUUGAGAAUCUUGAACGAAACAAUCGGCAGCAGCCAUCGCCCGCGCGACAACAACGCGACAGUCCAGAGAGCUUCAACGGCAGCGACAGGUCAGAUCCACCAGUGCGACCACCAAGGCAAUGGGGGAGCAAGGCGCGGCAUGACAACAGCUGGUUGCGGAGGAUCAACGCGGCGGACCCAAUGCAAGAACAGUCGGGGGAAGAGUCGGAUGCAUCAUAUCAGCAAAGAGUCGCGGUUGGUGAAAGGACACCUCGGGCUGCAGACGUGCCAUUGCCGUCUGUCGAAGAUAGUCCGGCGAUUUUGCGCAAGCUUGUGGAAGGGACGCCGUCUUCUACAAAGAGAUACGAUGCGUCUCUGCAAGAGUGGGAUUUGUCAGACGACCUUACCUCGGGCUCAUUUCUAGCUUCUACACCUGCGAUGCCAAGGAAUACGCGACUUGACGAUAUAAGGCAACGAGAGCGGGAAAGCAUGAAUCAGAAUGUUGUGGAGACAAACGGACAAGGCCGGAGUCGCGGGACGUCACCAGAAGGAUCACCGACAAGACCAUCAAGCGCAUACAAAUACAAUCAGACCAAGGCGGAUGGGUCAGGUUUACGCGAACGCCCGGAAUCUGAAGUCAACCUGCCAACACGACUGGACAGGUUAAGGAGCAAAAGAGUUAUGAAUGCUCCAGUUGCUGCAGAUACUGGGGAGACAAUCCCAGGAUCACCAGUCGUUGUCUAUAGGAGCCCUCCAGGGAAGGGGGAAGGUGAUCGGGGCCAGACCAGCCCUCCGAAAAGGUUCGGUAGCAGAUCAAAUGAUUCGCAUGAUCUACUUCGGCGACUAGCCCGGGCUACCAGCAACAGUCCCAGUCCCAGCAGGAGUCCGGAAGACAAACCCGUAAUCCGUAGGGAUUCGGGUGUUCGGAAGAGCUCGCCUCUGGCAGAGGAACAGGGAAACGAACCUUCGCAGAAGAAAGGCCGCAGGAACUCAAGGCUGGCACCAGGAGAGACAGCAACAACAUCCGCACAGGGGAUACUUACACCACCACCUGACGCAGAUAACGGCGCGGUAGAACUCGAUCCCUCAAAAGCAUCAAAAACUAGGGAUGUAAACGCGAACAAUAGCGCUCCUAAAUCUUCUGGGGCCGCUGCGGACACGCGGGCUAGCCAGACACAUCGUGAUGAACUUCCCCCACCAACUAAAACCCCAGUCGUGGCUGGUGCUUGGCCCGACACGCCUGCGACCGAAGCUCCUCGUUCAACAAGUGGCUCUAGAAGGGGGUCAGAAAUUUCAGCCCGUUCAAGUUCUACAUCUAGAUCUAGACCCGCGCCCCGAACCAGCGCCUCUGAGUCCGGCUCGUCCAAGCAGGAAGCCAAAAAGUCAACGAUUUCACAGAAUGAGUCCAAGGGAAAGGGUAAGGCGCCAUCAUUACCGAAAUCAGCCCUCUCUGCAGUCGUCAAAAACGCCAGGUCGCAACGAAAAGGAGGGCAAGCAGAUGACGCAUACGGCGAUUCCACGAUCGACUCGCUUGCAGACAUGGUUUCAUCACCAACAGAAAACACAACCGAGCUCGAGAUCGAUGAGGAUACUCUCGAGGUGCUCGAGGCCCCUGGAGGCAGACCAAAAACCCUGACCGAUCGGGAAAAGCAACAAGAAUCACUCCAGCUCCAGAACAUGAAUGUGCUGCUGCGGGGUGUUCGUAGCAGCGUAAAGGAUGCUAAUCGUAACAUGCGGCGUCUGGAGCAACAAGUUGAUACGACAGAGCGGAGACCAUCUGUAGCGGAAGAACCGAGAGGUUUGCACCAAAACUGCCCAUGCGCCACCGGUCAGCCGUCAAUGUCACCCCCGCGCUGGUUCUGGGAAUGGAUCAAGGGACUGUACUACGACAAAAAGGGGAAGGGAAAUUUUACAAAAUUGACUUGGUUUGGGGUUAUUUCUUUGUUGCUGUGGUCAUGGUUUUGGACCGAAACAGCGUUAUGCAACGUCUAUUGCAAUAAGGUUUACGCCCACAGGAUGGAAGGCUAUGGGGUCGAUCCCAACGCGCCGGAGCCGCCUUAUGUUACAUUGACCGUGCUAUCUUGGAUACCCCCUUUCAAUUGGCUGAAGCCAUUUGUUCUGACAUUUUUAUCAUUCUUAUCUUGGACUUUAAAAGGCGUCUAUCACGCGGUUUUUACUGCGUUCCGGGACUCGGAGGGGGCCCGAAGGACAGUCGUCAGGACGGCUACAGAAUACACCAGGAGAGCAGUGCAGCCGACAAUGGAUCCGGAAUGGGUAUACAGGAUGUCGGACGAUGCGGCAGUGUAAAUGUUCCGCAGCGCCGUUGGAAAUAUUGGAAAGCGUACCUAGAUUUUGGACAGGG